GCAGUGGCGGAAACGUGAUGCUCAGGAGCAGGGGUCCCAGUGAAAGACCUGACUCCGCAGGGAAACUUGCUCCGCUGGCCUGGGAUAUACAGUAUAUACACAUACAUAUAGACACACACAGUCAGCUUUGGUUUGUAAAAGGCUCUUUAACCCUACAUGUAAGCUGGAGCUGAUGGUUUACGAUGGCAGAGAGAUUGCUGGUUUUGCUGGUGCUGCUUCUGCCCAGUCUCGGGCCGGCCUUGGAUCGGCAAGGAACAUUUCCGCAACCUGAAUUGCCUCAGUUAGUGAAAAAAGCUCUGGAUGAAUUCUUGGCCGGCAAAUACCUUCAUGCUCUUGUUGAUGCCUUCCUGUUUGCAAGCACCCAGCAGCCCUGGAACCCCAUGGAUGGCCUGAUGUACCUACUGCAGAAGAACGCCUCCUUCAGCAUAGACAGGAUCACAGGCAUACUAAGCGAUUAUCAGAACUCCCUGAUGGAAGAUCCCCAACUUCUUGUCUCAGAGUUGAGUUCCCUCGACAUUGUGCAGUUCACCACCGUGCUGCGCUUGCUCUUCGGCGGCAGGAAGGAGCAGAUAAUGAUGUUAGAGGUGAACUUUAGCGCACUGAGGAUGUCCCUGGAGCACAGUCCCGGAGGCAAUCGUUCCCUCUUUGCAGUGGCCAGGGAGAAGUGUUUGUCCAUGCUCAAAGAGGGACACUGCGUAGACUUGAUGGGCCUCUUGCUCAGCCUAUCCAGUGGGGAAUUUGUUCAAGAAGAUUUCAUCGCUGACAUUCCCACAGACCUGUCUGACAACACCUUCAGAAACCUGACUGCUGUGUUUAAAGACCUUUAUGACAUGUUCUCAGUGACUGCGCAAAAAGCCAUAUACAAGUGGAUCAUAACAGGGCUUCAGAAGACAUCCAAAUCCAGUCGUAGCCUUGCUUCCUGGAUGACAGCAGAAAAUCUAUGGUUUCUGGGCAGGUACAUGGUUCACCUGACUGUGCAGACCGUUCAAAGGAUCAGCCUCAGUGAGAUGCGGAUUUUCAUUCACUAUGACAACGCCACCAAGCAGCUGGACUGUGUGUAUGAUAUCAGACCAGGCGUCGGCAGGGCUUUCCUCCACAGAGUUAACGCCUCUGGAUUUGACAUGGCCAACGUGUCCAUUGCCUACAGGCUGGGACUGCUGGUAUGCUUCUAUGACAAUGUUCAUUUGCUGGAUUCCAGUGAUGCCCGCAUCUUGUUACACCAGCUAAUUAAAUGCAACCAAUUGCGGGGGAGCCUCAUAGAGGUCCAGAAGCUAAAGUCACAGCUGCUGGCCAUCGUGAUCCGGAAUCAGACCCUGAAUGAAUUGCUGGGCUCUGUAUCUGAUGCCGUGGUAGGCCUCACCACAAGCCAGCUGGAAUCACUUUCAGCUUCAGCAGUGCGGAGCUCCAUGGCUGUCUUGCAGCAGGUGUCUGGCUGGACACGGAGCCAGACUAUGAUCCUCGUGCACAAGUACCUGGGUGCCAACAAGGUUUUGACCUCCAGGAAUAUCAGUGAACUUGGGUCUCUUAUUUCUGGCGUGGAUGCAAAGCUCUUCUAUACUGUCAGCACUGGAGAACUAGCACAAGCAAUGGAGGGUACACUUCUUCAGCAUGCUACACAUCUCAACCCCACGCAACAACAUGCUCUUCUCAGUCAGAUUCUGAGAGCGGCAGAAGUAGAGGUGGUGCUGAAGAAGAUUCCAGGGAUGCUCUUUGACCAAGUUCCUCUCUCCGCCUUGCUUCACCUACCUGGUCUGGAGAUGGAUGUCAUAGAAGAUAAGCAGCUCACAAGCAGUCAGGCUUUCUUCCUGUAUGACUUUCUCUCAAGGACAACUCCAGCUGCUGACUUGAUAAGAACCGGGCAACUUUUGAAAGGCAUCACCUGCGACAGGAUUCGAAGGAUGGAUGAUGAUUCUCUUGUUGAUAAUUUCCCCAUCUUUGAAAAGAACUUCAGUCUCCUUUCUCCUUUCCAGCUGAACUGCCUGGCCUGGAGAUAUUUGGAAGUGUUGGAGAUGAUCAACUUACCGAUCCCACCAAUUCUGCUGCCAGCGCUUCCGACAGAGUUUGUGAAAAAUAUGUCAGCAACCACCUGUAAGGGGUUCUUGGUGGCUCUGGGUCGCAUGGACCUCCACUUGCUGACGCUAUAUACUGAAAAAAGAGAAGCAAUUAUUAGAAAGGUGUUGCAGUGUCUGAGCAAUGGGAUUCGUGAUGAGUACGACGUAGACGCCCUUGGUAAGUUGCUGUGCCACUUGCCUCCUACUGCUCUGCGUGAUCAGCUCACCCUGGCUGCUCUACCCGCUGCUCUGCGGCAGCUUCAAGCAUGUGUCCACCUCACUGCUGACCAGAGGGCUCAAGUCAGAAGAAAACUGGUACAGCUACAUGGACCAGUUAGGGAGUGGAGUGCCGAACUGAUCCAGGACUUGGGCUCACUUGUCACGCUGUUGUCAAGAGAGGAAGUCCUUGUCUUGGCCAACAAGUACCCAGAGGAGGUUUUUCCUUUGGCUACGAAGGAUGGGCCAACCCCUAUACCAGAAGAUUUCCUACUUGCCAUUUUUGAAGUUGUGCGUGGUACCCUGGAUAAAGAUUUGCCCAGUCUUUCCUCUGAGGCUGACUGUUUCUUGGUUGAAUCCCCCUCUGCUGAUGACAUCCGGAAGCUGUCUGAAGCCAAUGUCUACUGGUUUGCCAAAGAGCUGCAGUGCAUUAGCACUGAUACCUUCUCUGAAACUGUGGAACUGCUGGGCUCAGUGAAGGGUUUCAACCUAACCCAACUCAAGGCCCUUAAAUCUCGUGGGGAACAGGUAUGGGGUCCUUUGUCUACAUGGAAGAGCUAUCAUGUGGUUUCCCUGGGUUCCAUUGCUCUGGCUUUAACUGAGAAGGACAUUAAAGAGCUGGACCUCAGCUCCAUUGACACUAUGACUGCGCUCAGUCAACAGACCAGAUGGACACUCCAACAGAUGAGCAGUCUGCUGUAUCACUUCUUGGAGUCUUCCAAUCUUACUUUGGGCGAGUUGCAGGCAUCAGACUUAGCAGGGCUGGGUGUCCUUUUGUGUGGAGCACAGCCCAGCCACGUACACCUAAUCAGCCCUGAGGCUUAUGGAACAACGGCUGCACAGAUUGGCACUCUUCCCUGUCCCCUUCCAGUCCUACAGCAGCUGAAAGGCACAGCUGAAAAGGUGUUUGGUAAAGUGGGGACCUGGAACAGCUUUGUGCUUCAGGAGGUGGGCAUUGUAGCAGCUGGCAUGAGCUUUGAAGAGAUAAAGGAAAUGAGCUUAGAUUUAAUGCCCUAUCUACAGCCCCAGGCCAUUGCUGCCAUUCCUCCUGAGAGCUUCAGGCGGUUCUCUAAAGAGCGCCUACAGAGCUUGGGCCCAGGCAGUGCCCUGGCAGUGACAUCGGCACAAUCUGCCCAACUGAGUGACGAACAGCUGCAGGCCCUCCAGGUAGCCAGAGAUGGCCUGAGAGAAAGUCUGUCUAGCCACAUCCACCCUGCCGCCUCAUCCAGCCAAGGGUCUGGUACCGUCAGCUCUGGUUUCCAUCUACACCUCUUCAGCGGGUGGUGGGUUUGUAUUCUGUGUUCCACUGUUCCUGGAAAGUGGCAGCAUUUGUGAUGCCAAGGAGCUCUGCAUGUAUCGCCUGCCAACAUGCCUGCAAUUUUUUUGAGAAUCUUAGUGCCAGCCCAGCCUUUUCCCUCUGUGGUCAGAUGUAAUAGCUCUGUACAGUUUAAAAAAUACAGUUAUGGUAAUAAAAUACUUAGCAUUUAUAGCCAUGAGGGAGUAAAUAGAAACCUUACAGCAACAGAAAUACCUUGUCUUCAAACACUGGUGAAAUCCAAUAGGUCAGUUUCAUGUUAAAAAUAGGAAAUUGCUAAAAGAUUGCCCCUGUUUGUCUUGUCAAGCCAACUCGAUCACUGCAGUUGUUACAACAAUGAAAAAUAAAACCUACUGGCCAGUGUGUUUA
Messenger RNA from Scleropages formosus (Asian bonytongue), 3951 nucleotides. RefSeq names its product otoancorin (gene otoa). Gene Ontology annotation, cellular component: cell surface. The transcript has 29 exons. The record is from RefSeq and is a predicted model, not a curated record. Gene Ontology annotation, biological process: cell-matrix adhesion. Lineage: Eukaryota; Metazoa; Chordata; Actinopteri; Osteoglossiformes; Osteoglossidae. Bases 183 to 3602 code for a protein of 1139 amino acids.